Messenger RNA from Dunckerocampus dactyliophorus (ringed pipefish), 5246 nucleotides. RefSeq names its product coiled-coil domain containing 18 (gene ccdc18). Lineage: Eukaryota; Metazoa; Chordata; Actinopteri; Syngnathiformes; Syngnathidae. The transcript is spliced from 25 exons. Bases 469 to 4398 code for a protein of 1309 amino acids. The record is from RefSeq and is a predicted model, not a curated record.
CUUUGAACUUAUUUUGGCUAACGCUACAUGAUAUCAAGUGGACUGUUAGGAUUUGCUCGCAUUAAUGUGUAUUUUCACGGGAAAACAGAAUUAACACAAAGCUAGUACAUACAACUUAUCAACAUGGUCCGGUUGGUUAUUUGGUAGGUUUUAGCUUUAGCGCCGUUAACUUUACCGGCUAGCCACCUGUUGAUUAGCGACCAUCUUUGUUUACAUGUAGCAUGCCAUCAUGCUACCUACUCGUUGACAGUCAUGUGUCAUUUAUUCUUAUAAUGUUAAAUACCGCUGUGGGCAAUUUUUUUCUCGACAAAGGACGAACCGAUCGCUUACCACAACCGGCUAUGUUGUUGAUUCUUGAGCUGGGUUGCAUGUUCCAGUUCGACGUACAGCAAUGAGGAUGAAUUAACGAUCUGCAGACUUUGAUGAGUCUGCUUUGACGUGAGAGACAACAACUGGGCUAGAUAUGACAUGGAGUCUGCUUCUGCAAGGAGAAAGAUGGGCUAUGUACGGCAAGAAAAUGCUAGUCUGACCAUGCAGGAUAUUCAACUCAUUAGUGACCUUGAUGCUACGCCCUAUGAGCUCCGAUCCUCCAACUCUCAGGCCUGCCUGCGAUGCUCCAGGGUGGGGCCUGCUAACAAGGAGGCAGUCAUGAACGAGCAGAUUUGUCAUCUUCAAGCAGAAGUGGAGACCAAAGCCAAAGAAGUCAAGGCAGCAGAGCUGAGGGCAGAGCGUUGCCAGGAGGAAGCAGCUCACAGUGACAUCAUGGUAGUCACUCUAACUGAGAAACUGAGCGGUGUCAGAGAAGAACUGGCCAACAAGACUGCACUGAGCAAAAGGGCAGAACAACAAAGAAACCAAGCCCUUGAAAAUGCAGAGAAACUCAAAGAAGCUUUCAACGAGUACAAGGCCACCGUUGCCAUCAAAUUUCAAAAGGUGAUGGAGAAUGAAAACAUGUUAAAAAAGAGUCUCAUUGAGUGUGAUGGUGAAAAAGAAGAGCUUGAACUGAAGUGCACUGUGCUGGAGAGAGAGAAAGCAGAGCAGGUUGAAACAAUCGGCCAGCUAAAGGAGGAGGUGAGACAGACAAAGACAUUGGCUGCCAAGCAUUCGGAGGUCCAGGCCCAGCUGGAGGAUGCCGGACGACGGAGCGCAGACCUAUGGAGGCAGCUGAUAGAACGCAGCGCUGAGUGCAAGGAGCUGGUUUCUCUGCGCAAGGAACUGGAAGACUUGCGGACCCUGAUCAAGAACCAGGAGCAGUGUUUGGCCCACAGCCACAGAGCAGCUCAGCAAAGCCAAGCUGAGACCGUCAGCCUGGAGGCCAUCAUAUCCCUUCUGCAUCUACGAGAGGAUGCUGUGGGCCCACUGUGUGUCAGGCCAUGCAUGCUGCCCCCGGUGGACUAUCAAAGAAGUGCAGCUAUGCUGAAGCUUAAACCAGGUGAAGGUUACCGGCAGCUACUACAGGUCCUACAGGUGAAAGAGGCUGAGCGCACUAAACAAAGCAGCCUGGUUGAGCGACUGAAAGAGCGUGUGAGCCGCGCUCAGGAAGAGAUUUCCUCCCUGCAGGCUCAAAGAGCCUCCCACUACCAAAACCUCCAGGCGGAGAUGAUGGACAAAGCCAACCAAGCCUCGGCCACAGAAAAAGAACUGAAGAGAAAGAGCGCUCGAGUUGCCGCGCUGGAGAAUCAGUUACAGGAAAAAACAUCAGCUUACAGUCAGGCUACACUGAAGAAUACUGAGCUGGAGAAGCAGCUACAGGAGAAGACGAACACUCUUCAGCAUUACCAGUCACUGAUGAGCAAAAAGCAACGAGAGUACCAGCAAUCUUUGGAGAAGGCUAAACAAUCACAAACCCAGCAAUGCACGGAGCAGCAGCACAGAAUAGACAUGCUGCAGUUGUCUGUGGACCAAGCUCAUUCUCGGGUAUUGGAGAUGGAGCAGGAACUGCGUUCUCUUCAAAGAGAGCGAGAUGAGGCACAAGCCGCUGCUUUUCAGCUUCAGACCUCUAUAGAAAAGGUCACACAAGACAAGCAGAAUGAAGUGAGGCACAGUGAAGAGUUGCUCCAGAGUUUGAAAGAACAGACAGCCGAGUCUGCUACCAAGGUGUGUGAGCUCCAGUCGUCUCUAUCAGCCUGCAGAGAGGAGCUGAAGUCGCAUCUGCAGCAGAUGGAGGACAUAAAGAAGAACUAUGAAGCUGAUCUGCAGAGAUCCAAAGACAAAGUGUGUUCACUGCAGGAAAAGCUCCAUGGGGUCACACGGGUGGCUGAGAGCUCCAGUGAUCAAAACCUGCAGCUUCAGCUUUCUCUGCAGCAGCUACAGACGAUGCUGACCGAGAGCACGGCCCGUAUCUCUGAACUGGAGGAGAGCCAGAGUCAGCUGCAGCUACAGGUGUCCACUUUGGAGCAGCAGCUGGCGCGAGCUCGAGUGUCUCUGCAAGACGAGGUGAGGAACAGACAUGAAGCUACUGAGGAGAAAGAUAAGCACUUGUAUGACAUGAAGCAGAAGAACACCCAACUGUCUGAGACUCUCAGCCAAGUCAAAUCGGACAUGAGAAGCUGCCAAGUGGAGCUCACGUCUAAAGAGUCCGAGCUGCACCGUCUGCUGAAGGAAGUCGCCAUCAAGACUUCUCAGAUCAGCAACAUGGACAAGAACCUGCAGCACACAAGAUGCCAGCUUGAAAACAAGAACGACUUGGUGGCUGACCUGGAGGAGAAGCUCCAUCGCUGUGAGGCCGACAAGCAGAACUGUGUCAAGAGGGUCCAGCUCCUGGAGGGCCAGCUGCAGACGGUGCACGGAGAGUUGGCUGAGACGCUAGCGCAGCUGCAGUUGCUCAAAGAUGUUCUGCAGAGAACCCAAACUAUGGCUGAGGAGCGGCAAAUGGAAGUGGAAAAACUGAGCAUACGUCUUAGUGAGACCCAGAGGGAGUUGGAGGAGAGAACUCAUGAGGCGUUACACUUGGACACUGCACUGAAGGAAAGACAGGGGGAGCUCCAGCAAAGAGCAAAUCUGCUGGCCCAGCUGGAUGUGGCCAUCCAAGAGCACAAGCAGGAGAUGGAGAGGAAGGCGGAGUCUCUGCGACAGAGCGUGGAGGCCAAAGAGAAAGAACUGAGGGAAGCGCGAAGGGAGCUUGUGGACAGAAAGAAACUUCAGACUUUACUACAAGAAUCUCAGUCUCAGCGUGAAGCCCUCAACACAGAACUGGAUGCCUUCAAGCUGCAGGAAAAAGAGACGGAGGUGAGGCUGCGCCGUGCAGAGGAGGAGCUGGCUCUGAAGGAGGCGCGCUGGCAGCAGUCGGAGGCCAAGUUCCAGAACACGAUCACUUCUCUAGAGCAGGAGCUGGAGCUGGAGCAGGACCAGCACAACAAAGAGCUGGAGUCCCUGCAGCAGAACCGAGGUCAGCUCCUCAAGGUGUCCACCACCAUGCGCUCCUCCCAGGAGCAGCUCACCUCUAAACUCCAGCAGUGUCAAGCCCAGCUGGAUCAGACCCAAACCCAGCUGGAACAAACUAAGGCCGAGUUGGACCGCACCACGAGCAAAGCCAGUCAUCUCCAGAGGCAGUUAGAGCAGAGCCAGCAGCGUUUCCUUCAGACUGAGACCCAGCUGGAGGAGAGCAGGGUUUUGUACGAGCAGGUUAAAGCUCAGAACGCUCAGCUUCAAGUCCAGCUGGAGCAGCUCAGUGCUCAAUUAAAGCAAGCCAGAGUCCAGUCGGCUCAGCUUGAGUCCUCCAUAGAGACCUCCAAUGAGAACCUGCUCAUCAAGGAGUCUGAGGUGACCCGUCUCCAAGCUAGAAUCUCCAGUCUGGAGCGAGCAGCGGACCGUCAGAAUCCAGCUGUGUGCGACCCCGCUGGCUCCCUGCCUUCUCUCUGUAAAUUCACACACUCCUCUCCUGCUCAGGACUCCUCAGCGCCUCACUCCCCUCCGGCAACUGUCCACUCACCAUCACACGCUCACAGGACUCCCUCCAACACGCAAAACACAACAUCACCCCCAGAUGACGGAGGCCUUCAGUUGCUGCUGCAGAGCUGUAGCAACGAUCUAUCCUUGGAACUCCCGCCUAGCCUGAAGGCCACACUGCGGGAGGCGCUGAGUCAGCAGCCGUGGAGGGAGUCCUGCGCAGACACAACAGACCACAGCUGGCAGGGCCUCGGCAGCACCGAGCCUGCGUCAAGCUGCGAGCUCUCCUUCGACCCUCUCACCUACCUGGUGGAAGACACAAGCACAGAGCACACCAUGAUACAAGAGGGAGACAACGAUGUCACUCCAGACGAGCACAUGAGCUCUUUGACGGGAAUGCUGAUGUUUGUCAAGCAGACGCUAGCGAAUCAAGAAGAUCCGUCCUUGUGGAGUUCUGACACGUCAUCGCAGAGUGGACGCAGCCUCCAGAGCGACGCCAGGGAAGCAUGAAGCGCCGGGGAGACGUUCUCUUUCAGUCCCUUUAAUAUCAGUUGCAGAGAAGUGUUUGAUUGUCCAGCUUAACAAGCACUAUAUUACAGCCUGUGGUCUGGAGCAAUAUUUUUAAAUGGAAUGGAAUGUAAAAAUGUCUUUCAAAGCUAUAUUUAUACUUAUUUUUGACAUUUUUAAUACUUAAAUAAAUGCAUAAGGACAUGUUAUUUGCUUACUAGUCUUAUUCUCCAGAGAAAUUCCAUGUCGGCAAUAAUCCUCACUGAAGUUCUCAAGCUGCAGGGGUGACUAAGGGGGUCCUGUUACCGUAGCGACUGUCGUUUCCCCAUCCAAGAAAGGAAUUUUUGGCUCAGGAUCCUCAUAGGUCACAGUGAAAGCUGAUACUGACUCAAGCUGGUUUGAAUUUGGCAUCCAGCUGUGGCUUUCGUAACAAGAACACAACUUUUGCAACAUGUAGACACAUCUUUUGUCUACAUAUUUGACCCUGCCCUCCCAUAAAGAAGCAUUCUCUUCCCCCCCACCUAUUAAGCUGCCGUGCGUUUAUUACUGCAUGUGUUUGAACGGGCGGCUCUGUUUGCACUGGUCAGUAGGUGGUGAGCAUUGUUUGUAGAUGGGUGAUAAAGACGUAGCGUUGCCGUUGGAAACAAGCAGACCUGCCCUGCUUCACUCUUCUGGGCUCAAACCUGCAACAUAGCAGCUUGCUUGAGUAGUGCUGGUUCCACACAUUUCUGUCUGUCUGGAGUAAAAAAAAAAAAAAAAAAACUGAACUAAUGCUAUGCAAAGAGCCUUUUAGAGGAUGUGGUUGACUGUGUGGCUUGUUGCGUGCAGUCUUGUUCCUCAGUAGAACUUCC